This is a messenger RNA of Morchella sextelata, 990 nucleotides long. RefSeq lists its product as uncharacterized. Gene Ontology annotation, molecular function: catalytic activity. The record is from RefSeq and is a predicted model, not a curated record. Bases 1 to 990 code for a protein of 329 amino acids. NCBI's taxonomy places the organism in Eukaryota, Fungi, Ascomycota, Pezizomycetes, Pezizales, Morchellaceae. The transcript is spliced from 3 exons.
AUGAAGGUCGCAGUUGCCCAAUACGCCACGUGCGAAACCCUCGCCAAGACUCUGGAUCUCCUCGAGGGCAUAACGAAGAGCGCCACCGAGCAGGUAGUAGAUCUCCUUCUCUUCCCCGAGGCCUUCCUGGGGGGGUAUCCGCGAACGUGCAAUUUCGGGGUCGCAGUGGGCUCGCGCAGCGAGCACGGGAGGGAUCAGUAUUAUGAGUACUGGAAGCAGUGUGUGGACCUGGGGGACUCGUGUCCCGAUGGGACAGGCGUGUAUCGGGAGGGGGCGGGGGAUGGGACCAGGGAGAGGUUAGAGAAGGUGGCGAGGGAGUCGAUGGUGUUUUUGGUAGUGGGGGUGGUGGAGAAGUGUGGGGGGAGCUUGUAUUGUGCGUGUGUGUUUGUGGAUCCAGAGAGGGGAGUGGUGGGGAAGAGGAGGAAGGUUAUGCCGACAGGUGCGGAGAGGGUGGUUUGGGGGGUGGGAUCGCCGAAAACGUUGAAGGCCGUGGAUGCAACGUUAUGUGCCGAGAAGGUGACGCUGGGGGCGGCAAUCUGCUGGGAGAAUUACAUGCCACUUCUCCGCGCAUCACUCUAUGCCCAAGGCGUAUCAAUAUACCUCGCGCCCACUGCUGACGCCCGAGAGUCGUGGAUGUACACUAUGCGCCACAUCGCAAUGGAAGGACGGUGCUUCGUGCUCACCUGCAAUCAGUAUGUGGACACAACUACACUCCCACCGUUCGUAGAUCAAUAUGUCGACGUUCAGAAUAUCGAUACCACGCCGGAGAUUCUCUCGUCAGGCGGGAGUGCUAUUGUGGAUCCAAUGGGGAAUGUACUGCAGGGGCCGAUUGUGGGCAAGGAGGGCCUGCUGGUGCAUAAUAUUAAGAACUUGGAGCAGGAGGUGGUGCGUGCGAAGAUGGACAUGGAUGUGGGUUUCGGCGGGCAUUAUUCUAGAGGAGAUGUGUUUAAGCUCAGUAUAAAGGGGUUGGAUCUGAGGGGGCGGGAAUGA